This is a messenger RNA of Seminavis robusta, 1533 nucleotides long. Lineage: Eukaryota; Bacillariophyta; Bacillariophyceae; Naviculales; Naviculaceae. The record is from the annotation of a GenBank genome assembly.
AUGAACGCUUUGUUGGUUGUCUUCCUGGCCUCCAUGGCAACUGCAGCUCAAGCUGCUAGCCUCAUGGACGGAUCUGGAAAUUUGAAAAUCAGCGCAGUACCACAGUCUCUGACUUCCGAGUCACUCUUGGCCGUGAUAUCCAAUCCUGAUUUGCCAUCAUCACUGUCAUCCCCUUCUGGCGAUGAUCUUCUGAGUCUCGACUCAAGUGACCCUCCGUGCUUGUCUUGUCGGGGCCCCACUUUGUCCAUCCAACCAUCGGAUCCUGAGUGCGUCUCCAUCUCGCUUUGCUCUUUGACGGCCUCUGCUAUCGUUGUUGACGGAAUUACGGAAGGCGAUGUAGAAGCUGGCUUGUUGAACUCUCGCCAUGCUGUCACUUUAUCGGCUCUCUUCCGUGCCAGAGCUCUAUUGGGUUCUGAUGGUGGCAAACAGUCCCUUUUGCUCUCUGUCAAUGGGGAAGGUUCUGCAUCUCUGGAGAAAGAAAUGAAGGGAGAUUUGAACAUUCUGUUUCUUGCAUCAGUUGCGGAGGCCAAAGAAUCUAUUUCAUUUGAUGAUGCAUACGAUUUGAAGCUUGUUUUCGCUGGAUCUGAUCUCAAAUCCACGGCCAAAGAAGCCGCACAAUCAACAGAUAGGCCUAGUGCAGCCUUGCGAGAAUCACUUCAAGAAGCAAGUAGCAAGAUCGAUGCAUCUCAGAUUACUUCGGAAGUGCUGGAUCCACCACAAGCUGCUAGUGCUCUUGUUGCUGUAGGUGAAGCUCACUCCCAACAAGCAAGAUCUGCGAGGGUCAAGUUUGCUGCCUGGAGAAGUCGUGCUGCCCGUGGAUUGCUAGUGGACAACUUUGGUGCGGAGGCUUCCGAUUUGAGGCAAAAGGCAUUGUCCUCCUUUGAAGCUGAGACACUUGCAGCAGCUGGAUUGCCAACAGUGGCAUCUUACCGUGCGACAAUGAGAAAGCAACUGCAGAGUCUGGUAGACGGCACCAUCACUGAAGUUUACCAAGCACAGUUGACAAAUCUUGAAAAGCAAACUGUGAAGAAACUGAGGGCCACUCUUCUGAAGAACGUGCACAACAACGACGUGGGUGAUGCAAAGGAAGCCAUGGACAACAAUGCUGCUGCACUUCGUGCGGCCAUUUUUACGUUUGAGUCUUCCAUGGAUGAUUUGGAAGUCCCUUCGUUGGGUUUAUCAAAGGAAAAAGCUGUCCGGGACAUGACAGCCAAGCUAAAUGAUGAGGUAAUGUCCUUCCCAGACAGUGCCCCUGCUAAGCUGAAACGAGCGAAACAGGUCAAGAAGGUUGUAUCCAAAAACAAGAAACCAACUGAGAGAGCGAUUAGCUUUGGAUUGGAUGUUGUUGCCAUGUUGAGGCCGGAUGGAUUCGGUAGUCUCCAGGGCUUUGCAGGAUACCAACUGGGAGGCAAUAGUUUGACCUUUGGUGUUCACAACGAUGCAGACGACCCUCAGGUGAUAUCUCAGUUCGGAGGGGUUAGGCCGCCACUGUUACGAGUGCAACCGAAGCUUCGAGUGGAUGUAGAAAUGUAG